This is a messenger RNA of Sabethes cyaneus, 3107 nucleotides long. RefSeq lists its product as uncharacterized. The record is from RefSeq and is a predicted model, not a curated record. Bases 210 to 2927 code for a protein of 905 amino acids. Lineage: Eukaryota; Metazoa; Arthropoda; Insecta; Diptera; Culicidae. The transcript has 9 exons. Gene Ontology annotation, molecular function: serine-type endopeptidase activity. Gene Ontology annotation, biological process: proteolysis.
UUUUCUCAAGCCCAGCCGCAUGCUAGUGAUAAAGUGUGAGGCCAAUGCUAGUAAGAGCGCGAACCAAGCUUUUGAAGCACAUUCAUGAAGUGGCUGGCAAGUAUAUCUGACGCGUUAGUUCCAAUCAACAGCAGCAACAAUCACCGAGUUACUCGCAUCGCUCUUGGGAGGAGCCCACCAUUCCUUAAAAGCAUUCCGUAUGAAGUAAGAUGUUAGGUCCCACCAAAUGGAGACUCCUAACGAUAGUCGCCGGAAUAUUACUCGCACAUGCAAUUGAAUCACCGAAUAGCAGAAGCAAUAAACUCAAGGGACAGGUUCACACUUUCACAAACCCAGAUCUUGGCCUGCGGAUAGAACAAAUUGAACCCUGGGGCAGUCGAACUAUCACUUCCCGGAAUUUGCUUGUUCCGCAUCAAACAUUUUCCAAUGUAGAUAACAUUAGAUACAUCGACAGCCGAUCAGCCAAUAGUCGUCUAUUGCGGAACACUUUCGGAGCAUUUAGAUUUGCUGAGCCAAUUCCUCCGCAACCAUAUCCGGUGCCUUUACAGCAGCCCAUCACUGCUCAACAGAGAAGAGCAAAAAAUUUCCAGAAUCGACGUUCAGAUGAGGGGACGCAACAGGCGGGCUUUCGAUUGCCAGCAUCACAAACGGAAUCGCUUCCUCAACCACAGAGUUUUCCAAGCCCUCUACCAACAACUGAAGUAACGCCAAUCAGCGGGCUUCAAAACGUCACUCGGACCCGACAGCAUCGCUACAAAUUCAUCCCCAUUGGAUACUUUUACAAAGAGCCCACUAGUAGCCCGAAAUUAACCCCAAUCCGAAAUACACAACCUCCCAAAACCACCCAAGAUGAUGAACCCGGCGAUUCAUCAUAUCCCGAAGAUGAUCCUCAAUCCGAAGACUAUAACUCCAGUCUGGAAAGAAAUGACACAGAGUCAGACCCGAACGCAAUGGGUGCUCGCCGUUCCGGGAUACAGUUUCCACCUGGACCGUACAAAGUGGCCAGCACGUUUACUCCGCAAGCGUACAACGAAGAAAGUUUCGCUUUUAAUGAACAACUAGGAAUUUACCAUAGGCCAGUUCAGACCGCAGAUGAUUACGAUGAUGCGGAAGCAUACGAUACCCGACAGCCGCGAACCCCCACGGCUGUUCCAACGCCGGAACUGGACCAGUCGGAAAUUUCACGCAACAUUUACGCCAAUCGAUACUUCCGAGGGGACUUCCAGCGACCGCAGCCAACGGCUGGGCUGGAUCUUCGACCAGCCGAGUCACAAGUACGGCCCAGCCGAUUGGUGGAGUUUCCGGGAGUAGUCAACGUGAAGCAACCAUUUCGGGACGAAGUCACCAAGUUUGGCGACGUAAACGGCCCAAUUACGGCCGUUCAGCGACCUUACGUAGACUACGGUGACGGUAAACGCUACCGAGCGUACGAUCCGAACUACUACGUGGACAGCCCGUACCAGACGAAUCGGCACUAUUUCCCAGCGAAGGUAUACACCGAAUCGAGCCAGAAAAUUUACCAGCCGUGGAAGUCGGCCCGAUCGCCACGGGUCGUGUUUCCACAGGGGGACUUCUCCGGCCCGACCGGGUUCGGUGUGGAUAAUGUUGUUUUCAGGGACCAAAAUUUCGGCCUCAACGAGCUGGCAGCGAUCCAGGAUGUGCGGAACGAGUUCAACCAGGAUGAUGACAUCAUCGAUGACCCGUCGACAGCCAGCAAAGAUCGAGUUGCCCUCUCAAUUUAUAGACCACACAAUAUCCUACCCUCGUAUCAUAGUCCCUACCCAGUAGUAGUAGUGCCAAAACCACACAUAGUGAUUCCCAAGGUGCGGAUGCGCAUCAAUCCGCACUCCGGUGCGACCAGUAGUAGUACUAAAGCAAACAAACCAUAUGCGCUUCAUCAAACUGCAGUUGGUGGUGACGGUGGGCUUCGUCUCGGGGUCCGAUCCGAACUGCAGUGCCAGGACGAGGGUGGCACCUGCGAGUUCUUUCUACUGUGCUGGAUGUCCGGCGGACUGCUGCAGGGCAGCUGUGGCGGCCUGCUGAAGGGUUGCUGCCAUCGGACGGCCAAGUCGGCCAACAUCGCCAGCGGCACCGGGAACGCGAUCGAUCUAACAAAUCUUCCAAAUUACGAUUACGGUCCGGUUGAGAAUGAUCCUAGUUGCGGUAUCUCGCUAGCGAAGCAGACGGCUCAGCGGCGGAUUGUCGGCGGUGACGAUGCCGGUUUCGGGUCGUUUCCCUGGCAAGCCUACAUACGAAUAGGUUCAUCGAGAUGCGGGGGUUCGCUGAUUUCACGGCGCCACGUGGUGACGGCCGGACACUGUGUUGCCCGGGCGACACCGCGUCAAGUGCACGUGACCCUGGGGGACUACGUGAUCAACUCGGCCGUCGAACCACUGCCGGCCUAUACGUUCGGGGUGCGCUCGAUCAACGUUCAUCCCUACUUCAAGUUCACCCCGCAGGCAGACCGCUUCGACGUGGCGGUGCUCACGCUGGAACGAACCGUGCACUUUAUGCCGCACAUCGCACCCAUCUGUCUACCGGAGAAGAACGAAGAUUUUCUAGGCAAGUUCGGCUGGGCCGCCGGCUGGGGUGCAUUAAAUCCGGGCUCGCGGUUGCGACCGAAAACGCUACAAGCAGUCGAUGUUCCUGUGCUGGAUAACAGAGUUUGCGAAAGGUGGCACCGUUCGAAUGGAAUCAACGUGGUCAUCUACCCGGAAAUGCUGUGCGCCGGGUACCGGGGCGGCGGGAAGGACUCUUGCCAGGGCGACUCCGGUGGUCCGCUGAUGCACGAGAAGAGCGGACGAUGGUUUCUGAUAGGUAUCGUGUCAGCAGGAUACUCCUGUGCCAACCGGGGUCAACCCGGAAUUUACCACCGCGUCGCCAACACCGUGGACUGGAUUUCACACAUCGUCCAAAUUUCGCCCUGAGAUAACCGCUAAGUCAAACUCAUUUCAACCCACAGAAAGCAGCCCAUAUGAGAAUUAGAGUCAGUCGAAGAAAAAAAAAAUACGAAAGCUUGAAAUCUACAUUUGUAUUGAUUCGGUUUUACAAUUCUUGGUGCUGAAAAAAUUAUUUAUGAGGAAUACCACCGGCAAGCAAAAAAGUUA